CUACGUUAAUACUACUUCUGGCGCUGACGACAACAUCAACAACAACAUCAACAACGGCAGCAAAAGCAGCAGCAGCAGCAACAACAACAACAUUAAUAACAACAUUAACAAUAACAACAACCACAACAACAACAACGACUACCCGGACUUCGGUUACGUCAACUUUGUCAAUGAUGAGGAUGGCGAGAGUCAUUUCUGCUUCGAGUGUAAUAGAACUUUUAAAAGGGCCAUCUACCUUCGAAGACACGUGACCAGAGAACACUGGACGACGGCGAAACUCUUCAAAUGCGAUAUCUGUGCUUACGAGACCAAACAUCAGAGUAACCUACUCGUACAUAGACGGACGCAUACUGGUUAG
Molecule: messenger RNA, 358 nt
Organism: Helobdella robusta
Lineage: Eukaryota; Metazoa; Annelida; Clitellata; Rhynchobdellida; Glossiphoniidae
Exons: 2
Biological process (GO): regulation of transcription by RNA polymerase II
Cellular component (GO): nucleus
Molecular function (GO): RNA polymerase II cis-regulatory region sequence-specific DNA binding; DNA-binding transcription activator activity, RNA polymerase II-specific
Source: RefSeq, a predicted model, not a curated record